This is a messenger RNA of Entrophospora sp. SA101, 468 nucleotides long. Lineage: Eukaryota; Fungi; Glomeromycota; Glomeromycetes; Entrophosporales; Entrophosporaceae. The record is from the annotation of a GenBank genome assembly.
AUGCCUAAAAAAAGAAAGGGAAACCAUCCUCCAUUGGCUACAAUUUUUUUAAAACCUGAUCCAUUUUCUGCUAAUAUAAGUAAUAUUCUUAGAGAAAAGGAACAAAAAUAUUUUAAACAAAAAGAAAUUCUUUCUGUGAAAGAAUUUCAAACUCGAAUACAACAAAGAGUUCAUGAAAAUUCAUUAUAUGCAUCAGUUAUUAUCAAAGAAAUAUCUAGGGGUGUUGAAUUAAUGGAAAUUAAAUAUAAUGAUACAAUUAAACGAAAAUUAAUUAUUGAAUGGAAAGAUACAAUACUUAUACACAAAAUAGUAAUAGGUAGAGAUUUUGGCAUGGAUAAAUUGACAUUUCAAACAAUUGAGGAAAUUGAAAAUAUAAUUGAUAAUUUUUUUCAAAUGAAAAUAUACGAAGGUUUUUUAACUAAAGGGUUUAAAAUUGUACCAAAGGUUCAUGGAAUGUGGCUUAGAUGA